AUGAAAUCCCCGCUUUCCUUUGGAGGAGGCAAGAAGCCAAUAAUAUCCAAAAAGGAUGCUCCAGAAUCCUCCUCUUCCAAGAAAGAGGCGCCACCUCACAAGUUGGGUACAUCAUCGUCUACGAGCAGCAGCAGCAACAAGAGCAGCAACAACAACAACAACAAGUUGCAAGGUCCCAAAAUAGCCAGAGCACCUGGGAAACAACAAACCAAACAAAUGGGCAGUGUGGGGGCCGUCCGGGAAAUCAUUUACGGAAAACCAAUAAUACUGCCCUCUCCACUCCAAGAGGGAGAUCAACUGUCGUUCCGAGUCCCCGAAGCCGAUGUUUGGACAUCGAUUGCGUGCUUCACUUCGGGGGCCGGUGACGACGAUGGUGAUGCCGAUCUCCUGUUUACGGAUCCGGACCGUGACGAUUCUCGACUUUGUGAAUCGGCUGGCAUCGAUUCCGAAGAGGAGUGCUUCACGCUGUCACACCCUGGAUUCUCCUUUCGAGUGACCGUUCUGGCAUUUAGAGAGUCUACCAAUGUGGUCUUGACAUGCUACGAGCGGCCUGUACAAGACAUUACUCUGGACGAGGACAUUCCCAUCAACUUUGAUGACAUUCGACAACGAAUCUACCUUUUCUACGAUGCCGACGAGCUGGAGCACAUUACCUGUGAAUCGUUUUCACCCGAAAGCAGCGGGGGCGACGUGGAUAUGGCCCUUUUUAGCGAAGAGCCCGAUGGCACGGUAGUGGCGUAUUGUGAAUCCUCCAAUCUGGGAAACAAUGAAUCCUGCGUGACAAUCACAGUGCCCGAACCAGAAGGAUAUACCUUUGUGGUGUUGUCGCCCGAGUUUGGAUCCCUCCCGGAGGAUGAUGGUGAGCUGACGCUGCGAUGCGAAGGAAACCCACUCGAGGAAAUCACCUUGGGAGAAGCCGUAGAAGUAUCCUUUCCGUCCCCGGACAGCAUUUUUGCGUACGUGGUACAAGCCGGCAACAACACCAGUGUCUACUGUGAAACGGCGUCCUUUUCGGAGGAUCCGCAAGCCGACGUUGACUUGUACAUGGUCAGCGCGUACGACCCCGACAACUCGUGCUUGUCUCGGGGCUUGGAUUCGACCGAAGAAUGCACCGUUACGGUCCAAGAGGCACAGUACGUGCUGGUAGAGGCAUUUAUCUUUGCUGGCGAUACAUCCGAGGAAGAGAUUGGAAUGAGAUGUUUUGCGGGUCCGGUGGCAGAUCUGGAACUGGAGGAAAUGACAACAAUUUCGGUACAGACGGGAGAUCGGCAUGUCUUUAUUCUCGACGUUGGAGAACCUCCCAGUCAAGUGGUUUGUCAGCUAAUGACAUCUGGUGACAUGGAUGAGGGGACCACGGCCUUGUGGAUGAGUUUUGAGGAUCCGCUAGUGGACACAAGGUUCUGUGCAAAUGAUCUGUUUCUUCCUUGUCAUCUCGGUGUGUUCUACGAGGAUGUUCCCAUGCAGGUGACUGUCUUUGGCUUUGAGGGCGCACCUAGUGACACCGUGACGCUGGUUUGUGCCAUGGAUUUUGUGGAGGUGAACACAUUGGAGGUGGGCACCCCAACAACAUUUAUUAUGGACAACGGGGAUGCUUCUUUCUUCGUGCUGGAGGUCGCGGAUGCCCCCAGUGACAUUGCUUGCGAGACUGUUUUAUUGCAAGGCAACGAAACUGAUUUGGAUUUGUCUUUCUCCCCUAUUGGACUGGGUUAUGGAAAGACUCUUAGCCAGAAUGAUCUGGGCUCAGACAAUCUCCUCUUUUGGCCUUGGGCCGUUCCAGGUACUACCUUUUGGGUGCUCGUAGAAGAGUUUGACAGCUCCAAAGAAGUCUUGCUGCAGUGCGACCUUGCUCCUCUGGACCAGUUGGUUCCGGAUGAACCGGUUGUCCUUUCUGCAGAAGACUUGACGGGAAAUAGAAAGCCCUACUUCCUGGCCGGGGAUUCCUUCUUUGGAGAAGAAACCCGGAACUCCAAGGUAUUCUACAUGGAAGAUGUAGCGGAUUCCAUUGUGAACUGCAACUUUACGGGCACAAAUGCAGACAUGUAUCUUCGUGGUGUGGCAGCAGAUGGAAGCAUGGAAGAGCUCUGCUUUUCUAACGACUGGUGUGUUGCCGUCCCGGACAAUGCCACAGAAUACCUGUUUAUUUCGGUUGUGGACAGUGCAGAAACUGAGGUCGGUGACGAAUAUUCCAUUGUCUGCAGCGUGGUUGGAUUCGACAUUCUUGAUGAGCUACUGGAAGACAUUCCUGAUGGCUCUGAUGGGCCGUCACAGCCAGUGGAAGCCAGUGGACCAUCACAGCCAACGGAAGAAGACAGCGAAGACGAACUACCCGAUAGUCUGCCGCAACAAGAAGUGAGCGAGGACGAGAUGAUAGAAGUGGCACGGAAUGGUGGCAAAGUUGAUCCAUAUAUCUUCGUUUGA
Messenger RNA from Seminavis robusta, 2418 nucleotides. The record is from the annotation of a GenBank genome assembly. Lineage: Eukaryota; Bacillariophyta; Bacillariophyceae; Naviculales; Naviculaceae.